UCCCCGGGAAGGACGGGGACGGCAGGAGAAGGAGGAAAAAGCCAGGAGGAGCCCCAAAGCCGGCAGCGCACAGCCGCGGUCAUGGGCAGCCACCCCGCCGUGCUGCUGGCGCUCGCUCUGUGCGCCCUGCUGGAAGCCGGUCUGGGCCAUCCCCCGGCCGAGUCGCACCUGGCCGCGCUGCCGAGGAGCAAGCGAUGUUCCUGCAACAGCUGGCUGGAUAAGGAAUGCAUCUACUUCUGUCACCUGGACAUCAUCUGGGUCAACACACCUGGGCACACCGCUCCCUACGGCUUGGGCAGCCCGCCAAGGCGGCGCAAGAGGUCGGCGGGCAGGUGCGAGUGCUCGCACUCCAGGGACAGCAUCUGUGCCACCUUCUGCCAGGGCAGGCCUGGGUACCUGCAGAGUCUGAAGCUCCCCACGAGCUCUGGAGCAUCAGCGAGGUCUCUGCAGAGCAGUGCCACGAGGCCUCCCCAUCAUGGGCUGCUGAGAGCUCUCAGGGACCUCAGGGUGUCCAGCCCACGCUCCGGCACUCACCAGCAGCGCUCCCGGAGGAAUGCACAGCCACCAGCUCUGCCUUGGGAAAAAAACAUCUGGAAGAAGAAGAGAUAAGAGAUAGGUGCACACCAAGUUCACCAGAAGAAUUUGGAGUCCUGUGGUGCUGCCAGCUCUGCUGUCAGUUUUAGAGCUGAAGGGAAGGCAGUGAGUGGAAAGGAAGCAAGUGGAAGUCUCCGUGUUCCUGCUGCAUGGACCAGCACUCGAGGGACUGCUGUAAAGGGAAAAACUGUCUCUCCAUACAGUCAGAAGUGUCCUGGAGCUGAAUUGUGCCUUCUUGGAUCAGGCAAGGGUCGUGCUGGAGCAGCAGCAGGGGGACUCUGCCCUGGAGCCCUCGGCAGGGCUCAGCCCACGCGCGGUGGGUGAAUCACAGCCAGGGGCUCUGGGCAGUGCUGGACAGCACCGAGCCCCUCGCUGGCCUGGGCUGCUGUGCCUUGGAGCUGUCUGAGCCCAGCCUGGCCCCACUCAGGGGUUUGGCUGCUCACUGGUCAGGGAUGAGCUGCCUCCAGCCCAAGCCCAGCUUUGCACUAUUUUCUCUUGUCAGUCAGUGCCUAUGAACUGUGGUGGAACAGCUCCCAGUUCAUAUUAAAAGUUGGUUUCAUCCUCACCUGAGCCAGCUGGGCAAGCAGGGGCUCUCACUGGCUGAGCAGUCACUGGGCUGGAUUCCCACUGAGGCCCUGCUGUAGCUGAGGUGGAGGAUCAGUCACCCCAGGGGUGGCACCAAGCCCAGGUGUGGCUGCUGUGGGGCUGGGUUUGUGCAGGAGCUCCCAGCCCCAUGGCCAGGGGAGGGUGAGCAGAGCCCUGCUCUGGGCCAGUGACCCCAUCUCAUCUCCUGAGCCAGACCCUUAGUGAGGACUUGCAGCUCCUGAAAUCCCAGCUUCCUCCAGCCCUGCCCAGAGGGAAGGGCUGGGGCAGAGAGGGCACACAAAGCCUGGCUUGCUGCUUGGCUUAGGUCAGCUCCGAGUCGGGCUCUGGACAGUAAAUGACCACUCAGGGGCAGCAGGUCACCGUGGGAAGGGGAACCUGGGUGGGGAAUGCACCAGGUGAGGGCAGCCAGGUAGGAAUGGUGCGGAGAGAAGGACUGGUCAGAACACGGGGUGGAACUGGAUCAUCUUUAAGGUCCCUUCCAACCCAAACCUGUGAUUCUUUACAGCCCUGUCUGAGCUUUAAACCUGUCUGGCUCAGGUUUAAACCCAGGUGUGCUGGCCCAGGGGAGGGAAGGAAAAACACUGAGCCCAGGAUGGGCCUAAAAACCAACAUUAGAGGCAAAGGCUGUCACAAAUGCACUUUUGUCCCCUGGGAGCCAGGGCUGUCCCCUGGGCAGGGCACUCAGGAGCUGCUCCCCACUGCUGGGUCCUUCUGCUGCCCAUACCAAGAUUGCACAGGAGCUUUGGAAAGGCUGCUUGAAGUUGGUGGUGGACCAAAAUCUGUGGCUGUUGCAAGUGUAGUCCUGAUGGACAAGAAAAAUAAUUCCUUGAUUUUUGCUUUUAAGCCCCAGAGAGGGGGGAAAAAAUAAGACCAAUUGAUUGUAUUGUGAAUGAAAGAACAGAUUAAUCAUUUGGUCCCCAAAGCUGCAGAGAAUCUGUUUUUAUCUUUGACCUUCUGAAGGUUGGAGUCACUCUAAAAAACCAAAAGAAGAAAAUCCUGAAAGGGUUUGUUCCAGAGGAAAUUUUGCACAUGGUUUAAUGUGAGUAAUUUAAAAUAAAACUACUGCUGUAAAGUACUCUGUCAAUCUCAUGUGUGUAAUGUCCCAUCUUUAAGUGACUCAUUGCACACCUGCCAUAUGUAGCAUCCUGAAAUCUGUAUAUUUAUUUAAAUCUAUUGAUUUUUUUAGACAGUAAUUUUCAAGAUAUAAUUUGUAAUAAAUAAUGACAACAGUCA
This is a messenger RNA of Catharus ustulatus (Swainson's thrush), 2433 nucleotides long. RefSeq names its product endothelin 2 (gene EDN2). Gene Ontology annotation, molecular function: hormone activity; endothelin B receptor binding. Gene Ontology annotation, biological process: regulation of systemic arterial blood pressure by endothelin; intracellular calcium ion homeostasis; regulation of vasoconstriction. The coding region runs from base 82 to 609 and encodes 175 amino acids. Lineage: Eukaryota; Metazoa; Chordata; Aves; Passeriformes; Turdidae. Gene Ontology annotation, cellular component: extracellular region. The record is from RefSeq and is a predicted model, not a curated record. The transcript is spliced from 5 exons.